Molecule: messenger RNA, 5487 nt
Organism: Cololabis saira (Pacific saury)
Lineage: Eukaryota; Metazoa; Chordata; Actinopteri; Beloniformes; Belonidae
Product: ankyrin repeat and fibronectin type-III domain-containing protein 1-like
Exons: 19
Coding region: 167-3400 (1077 amino acids)
Biological process (GO): regulation of establishment of bipolar cell polarity; establishment of mitotic spindle orientation
Cellular component (GO): spindle
Molecular function (GO): protein binding
Source: RefSeq, a predicted model, not a curated record
UCAGUCGUUGGUGAAAACUUUGAGAUGUGGACACAAUGGAUUUUAUGAGAUUAACCACCCGUUUAUGAGGAUCAAAACUACUUCUCUGAAUCGCGACGUCGUCGAAAGAAAGGACGUAUAAAAAAAGAAAAAUAGCCACCAGCGACGUGCCUCCUCAUCUCCUGCCAUGUCUGUAUCCAUGAGGAACCCACCUCAGCGCCGGCGCUCUCUGGGUCCCGUCUCUCCUAAACGGAUCUACAGAAACCUGUCUGUCAGACUGAGGGGAGGAGAAUCUUCUGUUGGUGUGGAGCGGGACGCACCCAAGCAGCCCAGCCGGCCUGCAGAAGCAUACAAGACCCUUUGGGAGGCAGUAGAAAAUGAGGACACUUUGGCUGUACAGAGCCUUUUGUCCAAAGAGCACACCAGCAGUGGAGGAGGAGUAGCAGGGAGAAGCAUGUGGGAGAGGGGAGAGAAGAAAGAGAAGGACUGGGACCGAGAUAAAGAAAAAGGGGUGAACAGAGUGAGCGAGCAGGGCCUGGUUCCCCUUGACGUGGCUGCCCUCACCCACAACUCCCCUCUGCUUCAUGUGCUAACAAAGGCAGGAGCCAGACAUAACCCUAUUUUGUGUCGGACCGUAGAAUGGGCAGUUAAGCUGGACAACCUGGUGGCUCUGGCGAGUAAACGAGUCGAUGAGAAGAAGGCAGAGUUGGUGAGGAAAGCGGGAGCGGGGCCCCAGGCACAGGCGGACGUCCAGGGACAGAUCAGCCUCUGGAGACUGAGGCUGCAGCUUUACUGCCGGAUGAGGGAAAACUUCAACAACACAGAGCUCCCUGGCCCUCCCAGUCAUGUGUCCAUACUGGUAACCAGCACGUCAUCUUUGUGUGUGGUGAUCAAAGAGCCAGAAGCCGACACCAUGGGGCUCAUCACCCGCUACAAAGUGGAAUGGAGCACAUCAGCUUGCUUCAAACGCAUUCUCGGCUGUGCCCAAGUUGCAGAAACCAAGCACCCUUCCUAUAAUAUCAAGGGAUUGACAACAGGAGUGCACUACUUUGUCAGAGUGAGCGCCUACAACGUGAAGGGAUGGGGUCCGCCUCAGUGCUCUACUCCAGUCAGCGCUGCCCCCUCUAGUUGGAGAGAGUGCGUUGGUGUAAAGUCGCAGAUCAGGAAUUAUGAGGGCAUUGUGAGAAAACUGCUGGAGAAUGCAACAGAAUCACAAUACAAAGGGUAUUGCAUAGAGAACUUGAAGCCCCAGAGUCCCAGCAAGCGUCUGUCAGUGUCUCGAGGCAUCAAGCAGCUGUUUCAGUCUGCCACCAAGUUUGUUCGUCUACUCCAAAGGGGCGUCUACAUGGCAACGAUAUUUUACCACAAGGAAAAUAUCCUGGUGACGGCCGAAGAUCAGAUCCCACUGGUGGAGAUCCAGUGCUGCUCCACCUCCAUCACCCAGGACUUCCUUUGGUUUGUCAAGUUGUCCUGUGCAUGGCAGCAAGUCCCCUGGCUCCAGCAGGCUCUGUCCUCAGCUCACUCAUCUCCAUCCUCCCUCCUUCAGAACAGGCACAACAUUUUAAGAGCUGUUUCUCAGCUGCAGUCCUCUCUAGGAACGACGGACCUGGGCCAGGUGUACUACGAACCUCUGAAAGACCGGCAGGGCAACAUACUACUAGUGACUCUGAAAGGAUUUCCAAAUCCCCCCAGCCCUCCUGACCCUCCCUUUCACUGGAUACCUCUGGCUCGCCUGGAAAAGAACCGCAGCAGAACUCCUCUGCUACCCGAGCCCACAGCCAUGGACAUGCUCUAUGAGCAGCUGAAGGAGAAGCUGUCCUUCCACAGGCACAGCAUCCAGUGGCCCCAUGCAGGUCUGUACGUGGGCAUCCUGAAGCUCUGCAGCUCCGUGGAGCAGAUCAGGGUCCUGGUUCCCCAGAGGCUGCCCAAUCUGCUCUGCCACACACGGGUCCGACACAAUCCCCACGUAACCAGAGAGGAGUGGGCAUGGCUCCAGAGUCAUGUUUACGUACACAGCGGUAGCGUUCAGAACCUGCUGAGCAGUGAGGACGAGAGCUCCAUGGAGGGCAGUGCUCUGGUAGAGUUUGUCAGGGCUCUAAGAGCAGCAGUCACACAUCUACUGACAAAGCUCAACAUCCCCCUCUACAGGGCGUAUCAGUAUGGUGUGUACACCCGAGAGCUGCUCCAGUUUGAUGAAAAGAUGUCCAUGGUGUUGCUCCUGCCUCCCAGUGAGGACUUCAGCUCCAGCUACUGGCCUCUGGUGGGGACCAAGGAGCCCGGCCUAACCCUGCCUCUGCAGAUCUUUGAACUGGUUCACUUCUGGACGUACGAGCGGGAUUUUCUGUGCCAGUACUGCCAGGCCUGGGUGAGGCUGGAGCUGGACACCCAUCUGGCUCAGCAAGCUCUGCGUGAGGCGCUGGACACCAAGGAGGUGCAGGAAGCCCGAGAGCGACUCAACAACAUCACGGAGCUAUCUCGGAGAUUGGAUGUGGUGUGGAGGGAUGCUCGCUGGAUCAUGGACUGUCUACAGUGCGUCCGGUCUAAGCAGUGGGUGGGGGCGGUGCCUCUAGGCCUGGUGAUGGGAGGAGACCCGCCCCCUUGUCCCGAUGGAGAGGAAGAGUCAGAGACUUUGACUGCCAGACUGACUUGGCCCCAUCGGAUGCCGACACAAAGAGCCAUCACAGAGAGUUCAGUCAGCGUCCCUCCACCAGUUACUGCUGAGGUCUCCACUGCAGAAGUAAUCUCGGCUGUCACCGAGGAGGCCGCGCUGGUGCUGAUGGAAGGUGUCGUGAAGGGAGGGUACCCUGUAGACAUGAGCUCUCAGUCCACCACGGACCUGACCAGCAUUGGCCAGUCAGAACUUGAAUGCGCCGAUGUUUUGAUAGAGUCCGGAUUGGAGGCUGCUGCUAUUGCACAGUUAGAGACAGGAUAUUCAGUUUUGGACGCAGAGGAACCGUACAACAAGGACCUGGACUUUCACUCCUGCAUCACUGAGGUCAUCCAGCCAAUGGAAAUGGCAGAGUUGGUGGACAUCCUGCCUACGCUGAGUCGUAUUGAGGAGGAGGAGAACCCCACUGGCUUGUCCACACCAUCUGUACUGCAGAUGCUCGAGAGCUUUGCACUAGGGAUUGGUGAGGACAGGUCCCUCUUUGACUUUGGGGACGGGGGCUCGUCGGAGCCCGGACCGCACUGUAACAAUAGCAGCAGUGUGAAGGAGACGCACUGUGAGGGUAUGGUGUUGCAGCCACAAGAGGCUUCAGCCUCUUGUCCCACUCUGAAGGCUGCAGGCGGUGAUGUAUCUGCCUCGAGCUGGGACUGUCCUCGAGAAGAUCCAGAGACACAGGAGUCUCCAGGCAAUGGGACAUGUCUACGAAUGAGGAGUCAGGUGGAGUGGGACAAACCCGCUAACAGCUCUUCCUGAUAUCAGCUCACAUACCAGCUGGCCUUAAACUUGAUGUUAAUUUAACUUAUGAGCAUGCAAAAGCACACUUAAUUCAGAAAAAUCACAUGUAACCAUUAAGAGCAUUGACACGCCCACUCAAGUCCUGUGUUUGUUAUUGUCAUGUACUCAUUUAACAAAAACUGUCGUGCAGAAUGUGGUUCUGCAUUGCUCUAAUGGAAAAUGCACACGUGCAUGUUGCAGCGUGUCAGCCGGUCAGGGGCGGUCUCGCCUUUAGUUAUGUUGGUGUUCUCUUGGUUUUGUUAUGGAAAACACAAUCGUCUCUGUGGAAAAAGACACACUUUCUAGGGGAGUGAAGUUAAGUUUUAAAAUAACAAAUAUUGUCCAGUUCAGCUGUUGUCCUCACUUUUCACUUCCCUUCUCCAUUGUCUUAUUUGAGAUGGUUCCUAUUGGCCCCCCAGUAAUUUAAGUCUUUGCACGUAUCUGGUCCAACAAUUUCUUUAUUUUUUAGAUUUUAUCCACUAGACCUUGUUAGACAGAAGAAAAAAACUAAUAAGCUACAGUAGUUCUUUUUAUUACUCGAAAAUACACUCACUACAGCAUGAAGCCACACUGCUUUGUGGUUGAGCUGGAUACAAACUCAUUUAAUUCAUACAAUUCAAUCAAAUGGAAGUGUUGCUUUACUAUCUGUGAAAAACAAACAUACUUGUAUUGAAAAAUGAUGGUUGUGAUUGGUUUUCCUGCAUGCACUUUCUGCUUUUGGUAGUACAAGACGCCAGCAGUAUUCAGUUUUAAUUUCAGCUUCUUUCAGAGGAGUCCAACGAAAUGAAAACAAGUCUGAGGAAAUAGUGUGGCUGCUGAAAGAAAACUGAGCACCAUAAGUCACCUUGUUGUUGUUUGCUGCACGUUUCUUUCCUGCAUCUUCACGCUGUCUGUCACAACAACUAGUCUGAGCACAGCGGCGUCUGAACCGAAGCCAAUAAAACAGUGAGGGUGCGUAGAAAUUUCAUCCAUCUGUAACAUGUAGCAACAACAUUUGGAGAUGCUGGUCUCAUUACUGCUAAAUUAUGGAAUGUAAUUUAGGCUAAAUCUGAGAAAACAAUAGGAUCUACCAGCUGUGUAUUUUAGCUCAGUGUCUUUCAACAAAAGCCAUUAUAUAACUGUAGAUUUCAUUGUAUUUCGACACAGUUUAUAAUAUAAUGUAACUACGGUGCAAUAUAUGUACCGGUAGUAGAAAUAGGCGGAAUAUACAAGUGGAUUAGUUGGCUUUGAAAGCUUGUUACCCAAGACAUAUACUGUAAUAGUGAAUGUAUUAUUUAGUGUAUAACAUUUAAGUAACUGUAAAGGCUUUCUGCAUUGUCUAACUGUCUUCUGGUUCUUACAGUAAAAGAAAACAAAACUCACUGAAAGUUUUAAGUUUAAAGAUUCUGAACAGCCACAGUACCCAGUAACAUCUAUCAUCAGACUGAUGCUUGUUUGACAUCCUGUUCAGUCCCACCUUUGAAAGUGGGAUUGCGUGAAUUACGAUUGGAGCGUUCAUCCUAUUUAGUGUGUAUUAAAGUGGAAAUGAUUGUUAAGUUCAAGCAUCAACCUCUGUACACUUUUAUAAACCUAACACAAAACAUAAGGUAAUUUGUAUUUGAUAGAUAAUUUCUUUGUUGUAACAAUGUUUCUUGGCAAUAAAUCUUAUAUCGUUGGAAAGCCUGUUUAUUUCCCUUUUAAAUGGAGCCACAUUUGUAAAUAACCUGUAUUUGUGGGAUGGCAAGCAGAGCUGAGGUUUGCACCCUUGAAAAAUUUUUCAAAUGUUCUCUCCCAAUGCCAAACAACUAUAAUUUUUUUUUUUGGGUGUUUGGUGGAUUGUAUAGUUGAAGUUUGAAGAAACAACACAUAUUGGCAAUUUAAUAAUCGAUCCAUUUAACAAACAGGAGUCUCAGUAGUGAGUGGAAGAACAACAACAGCCUGACUCCUCCUCAUCCUGGUCUCCCCUACUGUGGGACGGCAUCUCGUUCUGCAACCAGCAUUUGUCUCAAGUAGCCAACGUGGUUGUGUUGGUCACUCUGGUACGAACAAGACGCCCAAGCUGGUCCCACAAGAGUUCAAGGAGGUUG